Molecule: messenger RNA, 949 nt
Organism: Oncorhynchus keta (chum salmon)
Lineage: Eukaryota; Metazoa; Chordata; Actinopteri; Salmoniformes; Salmonidae
Product: collagen alpha-2(VIII) chain-like
Exons: 3
Coding region: 1-576 (191 amino acids)
Molecular function (GO): protein binding
Source: RefSeq, a predicted model, not a curated record
AUGAAGACAGCGGCGCUUCUGCUUGCCUUAGUCUUCUGUCACCUGUCAGUGGCUCAGCUUCAGGACUCUGACGAGAUCAGAGUGAAUGACAUCACUCAGCAGCUAGACUACCAGGGAAGAGAGAGCAGAGCCAAAGAGAUUCCUGCAGAGGAACAGGCAUCCAGCAUCUCCUGUGUGCUGAGAGAGAUGCGAGCUGCAACGGCAGAGCAGAAAGCAGAGCUGACAGCAGUGGGAGCUAAACUGAGAGUCAGGAAUCUUCACAGCACCGGUCAGGGGACUCUACUACUUCCUAUAGGAAUCUUCACAGCACCGGUCAGGGGACUCUACUACUUCAGCUUCUCAGGUCACAACACUUCUUCCAGACCCAUGGGGCUUCUACUGAUGAACAACGGAGAACAGAUGAUUACUGUGUACAACCACAUCUCUGGAAACCGAUAUGAGACCGCAACCAAUGGCAUCUCGCUGCAGCUGAAUGUAGGAGAGCAUGUUUACAUGCAACUUGGGGCCAAUACAUGGAUCUUUGACAAUAGCAAUAACCACAGCACAUUCAUCGGUCAUUUGCUCUUCCGUCUGUGAGGAGAAGGAAGCUCAUUGGUUGAUUUCCAGUCAUGUAAUUGUUCUCAGUAAAGUAGUUCUAAAAACCAAUGUUUAGGGCAUAUUGGUUAAUCAAUGCGGUGAUCAUAUAUGAACACUAUUAAAGUUAUGAAUAUUUAGAGUGGUAAUACAGGUGUACAUAUUAAGCUCAUUCUUGUGUAAUAUAUUUUAUAUGAAACUUGCUGAUUUAAUCCUUUUGUCUCUCAAUAAAAACCUUAACUGUAUAUAUUUAUCCAGAGUGGUGCUGAAAUUAGUCAGCUACACUUUUUAUUACACAACGCUAAAUGUAAAACACUUUGGGCUACAAUGUGUUGUACGAGAAAUGCUAUGCAAAUAAAGUGUAUUAUUGUUAUGA